Molecule: messenger RNA, 2262 nt
Organism: Dromiciops gliroides (monito del monte)
Lineage: Eukaryota; Metazoa; Chordata; Mammalia; Microbiotheria; Microbiotheriidae
Product: pro-cathepsin H-like
Exons: 12
Coding region: 143-1147 (334 amino acids)
Biological process (GO): immune response
Cellular component (GO): lysosome
Molecular function (GO): cysteine-type endopeptidase activity
Source: RefSeq, a predicted model, not a curated record
AGCUUCCUGACCCAGACACUUAAAGCAGCUGCCCGAGCCGCGGGAGCGGCAGAAGCGGCAGAAACAGCCGCAGCCGCCUCGUCGCCAUUGCCGGGGCAUCGGCUAGGACAGUCUACUUUCCGGCGUCCCAGUGUCCGUCAAGAUGCGCUGUAAGCUGCUGCUUCUCCUCGCAGCGGGGGCUUUCUUUCUAGCCCCCGGGGCUUCCAGUUUGCCCUCUGUUUCUGCAGAAGAGAAGUUUCAUUUUCAGUCAUGGAUGAAGCAGCACAACAAGAAAUAUGAUAUGCUGGAGUAUCGUCGAAGGCUACACAUUUUUCUUGAAAGAAAGAGAAUGAUUGACAAACACAAUGCCGGGAACCACUCAUUCACAAUGGGACUGAACCAGUUUUCAGAUAUGACCUUUGAUGAAUUCAAAAAGACUUAUCUUAUGAGAGCACCUCAAAAUUGCUCAGCUACUAAAGGCAGCCAUGUUCGACAUGUUGGUCCAUACCCAGAAUUUAUGGACUGGAGAAAGAAAGGAAAUUAUGUCUCACCAGUAAAAAACCAGGGUGGAUGUGGCAGUUGCUGGACUUUUUCUACUACUGGGGGACUAGAGUCAGCUGUUGCCAUAGCAACUGGAAAACUACUCUCUCUGGCAGAACAACAGCUAGUGGACUGCGCUCAGGCUUUUAACAAUCAUGGAUGCAAUGGGGGUCUCCCAAGCCAAGCUUUUGAAUACAUAAUGUAUAAUAAAGGAAUUAUGGGAGAAGACACAUAUCCUUAUAAAGGAAAGGAUGGCACUUGCAAAUUCCAACCAAACAAAGCCAUUGCUUUUGUUAAAGAUGUGGUCAACAUAACAAUUUAUGAUGAAGAAGCUAUGACUGAAGCCGUGGCCAACCAUAACCCUGUCAGUUUUGCUUUUGAAGUGACUGAAGACUUUCUAAGCUACCAUAAAGGCAUAUAUUCAAACCCUAAGUGUCAUAAAAGUCCAGACAAAGUGAAUCAUGCAGUGCUUGCAGUUGGGUAUGGAAAAGAAAAUGGAGUACCUUACUGGAUUGUGAAAAACUCUUGGGGUACAUACUGGGGGAACAAUGGGUACUUCCUUAUUGAGCGUGGAAAGAACAUGUGUGGUCUUGCUGACUGUGCAUCUUAUCCAAUCCCACAAAUGUAAUCUGGAAAUACAUAGGGAUGGGCAAAGAUGGAGAGGAGAAAAGGGCAUUAUGUGCUGAAAUACAACAUAUCAUAAAACCUAAGAGAAUGACCCCUGAGUUUUAAGUUGGCCAUGAGGAUCCAGAAUUAGUGGGUAGCUGUGAAGUCUCUUGACCUUCCAUUUCACUUGAGAAAAAGCCCUUAGGGAAGUCAGCUUUGUGGAACAGAAAGUUUUCAAAUCAUUUCUGAUCUCUUGUAACAUCAAUCUAGCAAUGCUGCCAAGGAGGAAUUCAUCCUUUUUCUUACCUUGCUGAAUGAAGCUCUUAGUAAAACAAGGACACUAAGUAGCAAACUGUUCCCCAGAGAUUUUGACACAAGCAUUUAAGUGAGUCAAGAGAUAAUAAAAGCACUACUUUUUUUUACAUGGAAAACUAUACAAUGUUAUAGUGGUUGGGCAGCUAGGUGGUGCAGUGGAUAAAACACCGGCCCUGGAGUCAGGACUCCCUAAAUUCAAAUCCGGCCUCAGAUACUUGACACUUAACUAGCUGUGUGACCCUGGGCAAGUCACUUAACCCUCAUUGCCCUGCCCCCCCCCCAAAAAAAAAACCAAUGCUAUAGUGGUCAUUUCAUUCUCAGGUAAUUUUUAUUCUUUUGAUAGCAAAUGUCUCUUUUUAAAAAUCAAAUGUGUUUUAAAGCAGUAUAUGAUUUUUUAAAACCUAUUUUUGCCAUGUGCUAAUUGCUAUUUUUUAAAAAUAUGUUUUGAAGAUGUCUUUUUUGAUUGACUGGAUACACAUUAGAUUUGAAAUCAUUUUGAUUUAGAGCCAUUUGAAUAAAGGGUAAAAUUUCACUCAGCUGAAAUUGAGGAAACCUGACCAUUGAGUCAGCUUCCUUUUGAGCAGGCCUUAGAACUGCUUACUGCCUAUUUCUCAAGUUGUGUAAAGUAAGGGAGAUGCAUGGGAUAAAAUGAAACAUUAUGUGGACCUCUUCAGAAUUCUGCCUGCAUAAUUUUCAUUUGCCUUACUACUUACGCAGCACAACAAUGACACCCAGGAAUUCAAAACCAAAAUGUCGUUUUAUUGGGACUGAGAUGCUAUUGCAUAUAAAUAAAUUGAAUAAAGAGACUUGACUAUUUCACAA